Molecule: messenger RNA, 2237 nt
Organism: Tribolium castaneum (red flour beetle)
Lineage: Eukaryota; Metazoa; Arthropoda; Insecta; Coleoptera; Tenebrionidae
Product: WD repeat-containing protein 64
Exons: 9
Coding region: 225-2195 (656 amino acids)
Molecular function (GO): protein binding
Source: RefSeq, a predicted model, not a curated record
AAGUUCAACCAAAAUUUAUUAUUUUUUUGUGCUUUUGCUUUUUCUGUGACAUAGAUAUCCCGAAAUCAUUUAUUGUUUGUCGAUCAUUCUAAUAAGACGCGUAUGAGUUGUUUGAUCGAUAUAAGUACACCGUUUUAGUUAGGUGGUUAUACCAGUUAUAGUGAACAAAAACAAGUAAUAACAAAUUUAAAUACAAUCAGUGAGAUAAUUAUAGAUUAAACCUAAUGGAAAAACAUCUGCCUGGAGUGGAUUGUUUAGGAACUAGUUCAAAUGCUGAAGAAGACACGGUUCACUCGUGGUACGACUUAAUUCAAAACCUCACGGUUCCUCACUUGGACGUGAUGCAAAAUGAGUUUCAAAACAAAAACGACGAUAAAACCCUCACAAAAGAAGAGUUUUUUAACACUGUUAACGCCAUUUUCGCCAAUACGGAGUAUUCGCAAGCGAGCAUUGCAUUAUACGAGCAAAUCGCAAAAAAUGGGGAACCACAAAUUACUUGGAGUAAAUUUGUGGAAUUUUUUUUACAAAAUUUAAUGCCUGCGGAUCACCAAACUAUCAAUUUCCAAGUAUCGAGCAUUAUUGCCAUUCCUCAGACUAAGAGAGAAACGAUAAUUAAAAUUGUGCGAAUAGAAACCGAAAAAUAUUUUUGCUACGCUAUGAUAUCCAAACACGGCAGAGUCGGUUUAUAUGAUGGCAAUCUUAAUUUUUUAACAACAUAUCAGUUGAUAAUGACCCGAGAGGAUAUUCAUCGGAAGGAAGAAGACCGAAGACGGAGGAACCGGUGGGUCACUGACGCAAUUUUUUGCGCUGAUGUUUUAAUGUUUAUUGCCACUAAUACGGCACGGAGUGUGGUAAUUUAUGAAGCUUCCGGACUUAAACACGUGCCACUGUAUCUUGUUUUGAGUACACCUAACAUUGUUCAAUGCUUUGCUUACAAAAGCAGCAUUUGUGACGAAAAUGGCCAAAGUACGCUUUUUAUGGGAGAUGACAAAGGCACGGUUUUUUCUUUUACAUUUUUGCAGCCCAAAGCAGCACUUUUGAGGAAAAAACACAACGACAGAAUUAAUUUAUUCUACUGGGAUGAGUUACCAGAUGAAAGUGAUUACGUUGUUGUUAAACGUAACGGGCGUCUACAUCAAGAGAGUGUCAAAUGGCUUGUAUAUUUUAAUGAUAAUGAAACUCUUAUUUCUUGCAGCAAAGACUCAAAUGUGUCAAUAUUAAUACAUUAUAUCGGAAAUAAAAACAAGCCGUACAUUUUCAAGAUACAAAAAGGUUGUAACUGUUUUGCAUUAAGCAGAAUACGUAAGAUACUAGCCACAGGAAGCGAAAAUUCUGUUCUGAGAUUGUGGAACCCUAUUAUUACCUCAAAACCAAUCGCAAUUUUGAAAGGACAUCAAGCACCGAUUAUGGACGUUAAAAUAUUGGAUAAACUAAAUUUACUUAUUAGUUGUUCAGCUGAUGCAAUGUUUAAAUUAUGGGAUUUGGAAAAACAAAAGUGCAUUCAAAGUUUUUCUAUCAGUUUCCCGUCUUUUAAAGUGUUUGGAAAAUUAAUUGAAUGGGGAAUUGAAUGCAUUUAUCCCGGCCCUAAACGCACUUCCUUUAAUGAGAUUGAGAUCGAACUUUUUGAAAGAUCACCACUGUUAAUCACUUGUUGCAAUCACAUCGCUGUUAUUAAAAUAGUAAAUCAGAGCAACGAAAUACAGAAAAUUGUUGAAUCGCAAGUUUUGCCUCCACCUCCUCUACAAAAUAGUGUUUUGAUUCCAAAAAUGUGGAGAACGUCUGAUAGUCCCGAAACAAUAAAUAAAGAAGAACAGUUUGAAGAAGCAAUUGAUGACAAAUUUCUCAAAGAAAAAAUAAAAGAGUUGGAAUUUAUUCUAAAAAAAGACCUGUUUGCAAAUGAUGGCUCAAGUAAGAGCGAUAUCAAUUUCAAAAUUGCGACAUUAGAGCGAAAAAAAGUGCAGAUGCGAGAAAACGUUGCACGCGGUGCUCCCUAUUUAGCCCUGGAGCUACCCGAAGUGAGCGACCUAUACCUAACACCAAACUUGCCCGUCCCUGACAAAAAGAAAACGAAAAAUAUUGUGGAAAAAAUCGAGAAAGUUUUACAAGACGCCAGUUACAAGGACUUGGUAUUUUCGGAACCCUCCUCCAGCCGCUCGCCACGGUCCUCACGAAGCAGUGUUAUUGAAUUUGACUAGUAUCACUGUAAUAAAAAUUUUUGUAAUAAAAAUUAAAAUUCA